GUAAAAUGUCCAGGUUUCAGAAUCUUUCAGGUCCCACAGCUAUCAGUGAGUAAACAAGAGGUUCCCCUUGAGUAGAAAAAAGGAGUGCCAGUCUGAACAUGGAUGGUACAGAGAGUCCACACAUUAAAGAAGAACCAGAGGAACUAUGGAGCCAUCAGGAGGAAGGGAAGCUUCAAGGACCAGAGGAGGCUGAAAUCAUUCAGUUCACAUUUUUCCCUGAUCUUGUGAAAAGUGAAGAUGAUGCAGAGAAACCUUGGUCCCCACAUCUUUAUCAAAAGCAAACUGAAGAGAAGGAAACAGAGCCUGAUAGAAAGGACUCUGGAGGAGCAGAAGCAGCCUGCUACUUAGAUCCAGAGAGAAAUUUACAACCAGACAUUGAGGUCAACACUGAAGACUUUUCUGAGGCUGAGACUGAUGACAGUGAGGAUUGGAGAGAGACAACAGAACAGCAGUUGGGUUUGAACUUUAAGGGAAACAUCACUAAUAAGAGAAAAAGGACUGACAAGAAAUCACAUCACUGCUCUGAGUGUGGUAAAUGUUUUUACCUCAAAGGUAAUCUGACAGAUCAUAUGAGAAUCCACACAGGAGAGAAACCUUUCAGCUGCUCUGAGUGUGGUAAAACUUUCAGCCUGAAGGGUAAUCUGAAAAGGCAUAUGAGAAGUCACACUGGGGAGAAACCCUUCAGCUGCUCAGAGUGUGGCAAAAGAUUUACUCAACAGGGGAGCGUGAUCACACAUAUGCGAAUUCACAUGGAAGAGAAACCCUUCAGUUGCUCUGAGUGUGGUAGAAGAUUUACCCAACAAGGAAGUAUGAUCUCACAUAUGAGGAUUCAUUCAUUAGAGAAACGCUUUGGCUGCUCUGAGUGUGGUAAAAGAUUUCAUCAAAAAAGAUGUCUGAGUCGACAUAUGAUAGUUCACACAGGAGAGAAACUAUUCAGCUGCUGUGAGUGUGGUAAAAGAUUUUCCCGACAAGAAAGUAUGACAAGACAUAUGGUAGUUCAUACCAGAGAAACAACGUUAACCUGCUGAUUUAAAAAAAAUUACCAGAAUAAUGACCACACAUGCACAUUGACUGAGUGACUUCAGCUGUUGGGAUUG
This is a messenger RNA of Cheilinus undulatus (humphead wrasse), 1097 nucleotides long. Its product is annotated as gastrula zinc finger protein XlCGF7.1-like. The transcript is spliced from 2 exons. Lineage: Eukaryota; Metazoa; Chordata; Actinopteri; Labriformes; Labridae. Gene Ontology annotation, biological process: regulation of transcription by RNA polymerase II. The record is from RefSeq and is a predicted model, not a curated record. The coding region runs from base 99 to 1028 and encodes 309 amino acids. Gene Ontology annotation, molecular function: RNA polymerase II cis-regulatory region sequence-specific DNA binding; DNA-binding transcription factor activity, RNA polymerase II-specific. Gene Ontology annotation, cellular component: transcription regulator complex; PcG protein complex.